CCACACCCACACGCGCGUGGCCUUCGCGAAGGUGUCGCUGCCAAGAAACGUGUCCUGCGCGCUACGCCGUCUGUUUCUAGGGCAACGCCGGCGUCUCUUAGCAACCGCGCGCGGCCUAGGUGGGUCCCCCCGGAACCCCCAGCCCUGCCAUGGCGACCGCGAGUCCUAGCGUCUUUCUACUCAUGGUCAACGGGCAGGUGGAGAGCGCCCAGUUUCCAGAGUAUGAUGACCUCUACUGCAAGUACUGCUUUGUGUACGGCCAGGACUGGGCCCCCACAGCGGGUCUGGAGGAGGGGAUCUCACAGAUCACGUCCAAGAGCCAAGAUGUGCGGCAAGCACUGGUGUGGAACUUCCCCAUUGAUGUCACCUUUAAAAGCACCAACCCCUACGGCUGGCCACAGAUCGUGCUCAGCGUGUAUGGACCAGAUGUGUUCGGGAACGAUGUGGUUCGAGGCUAUGGGGCCGUGCACGUGCCCUUCUCACCUGGCCGGCACAAAAGGACCAUCCCCAUGUUUGUCCCAGAAUCUACAUCUAAACUGCAGAAGUUUACAAGCUGGUUCAUGGGGCGGCGACCCGAGUACACAGACCCCAAGGUGGUGGCUCAGGGUGAAGGCCGGGAAGUGACCCGUGUCCGUUCUCAGGGCUUUGUCACCCUCCUCUUCAACGUGGUGACCAAGGACAUGAGGAAGCUGGGCUACGACACUGGGCCUUUGGACACACAGGGUGUGUCGCGGCCCAGCCCAGCCCAGGGCUUCCCCCAGUGAAGGCUCCACAGGCUGCAGAGUUUCUGAUAAUGAAGGGCUGCCUUCCCGGAGUCAGGCGGCUGGCCAUCAGCCUGAAGGGCAGCCUGGUGGUGGGAGCUGGGGGUACACAGAAUAGUUUUAUAUAAUAAAGUCUCAUUUUCAGAGAGCCUA
Messenger RNA from Cercocebus atys (sooty mangabey), 914 nucleotides. It is a transcript of the gene B9D1, whose product is annotated as B9 protein domain 1. Gene Ontology annotation, cellular component: MKS complex. The record is from RefSeq and is a predicted model, not a curated record. The transcript is spliced from 7 exons. Lineage: Eukaryota; Metazoa; Chordata; Mammalia; Primates; Cercopithecidae. Gene Ontology annotation, biological process: cilium assembly. Bases 150 to 764 code for a protein of 204 amino acids.